CACCAAACCAGAAGCAGCGGGAACCAAAUACCCUAAAAUCAAGCCUUUUAAUAUCGAUUCCCGCGAACUCAUUUCACCAAUCAAUCGUCCUCCCAGAAAGGUUCAGAGCCCUAAAAACCCAAACCCUUAGCCACACAACCCUUCGAGAAAGAUGUUGGAGCUUCGUCUAGUCCAAGGCUCUCUGCUGAAGAAGGUUCUAGAAUCAGUCAAGGAUCUGGUGAACGAUGCCAACUUCGACUGCUCCAGCACCGGGUUCUCCCUCCAGGCCAUGGACUCCAGCCACGUGGCGCUGGUGUCUCUUCUCCUGAGAUCCGAAGGUUUCGAGCACUACAGGUGCGACAGGAACCUCUCCAUGGGAAUGAAUCUCGGAAACAUGUCCAAGAUGCUCAAAUGCGCCGGAAAUGAUGACAUCAUCACCAUCAAAGCCGAUGACGGAAGCGACACCGUCACCUUCAUGUUCGAGAGCCCUACACAAGACAAGAUUGCAGAUUUUGAGAUGAAGCUGAUGGAUAUCGACAGUGAGCAUUUAGGAAUCCCUGACGCUGAGUACCACUCUAUUGUGAGGAUGCCUUCUGGUGAAUUUUCCAGGAUUUGCAAAGAUCUCAGUAGCAUUGGUGACACAGUUGUCAUCUCUGUGACGAAAGAAGGUGUGAAGUUUUCAACAGCUGGUGAUAUCGGGACAGCUAACAUUGUACUCAGGCAGAACACAACUGUCGACAAACCUGAAGACGCAAUUGUGAUAGAAAUGAACGAGCCUGUGUCGCUUUCAUUCGCUUUGAGGUACAUGAACUCCUUCACAAAGGCGACUCCUUUGUCUGAAACCGUGACAAUCAGUUUGUCCUCGGAAUUACCAGUCGUGGUGGAGUAUAAAGUGGCUGAGAUGGGUUACAUUCGGUACUAUUUGGCUCCCAAGAUUGAAGAAGAAGAAGACACUAAUGCCUAACACGUCUGUGGCUUCUGGAUGCAGAAUCUUUGGAACUCUUCGUGGAUGAAUGCUGUUUUCUUUACUGUAGUCCUUUGUUAAAAUAUUUUUCUGUUUGGAUUCAGUUUGUUUUCUGGAUUUACUAUGUUACUACUGCAACGCUAGAUUAGAUCAUGGUGAAAAACAAGUUCGACUGGUUUUGCAAUUUGAGAAAAAAAAGGUUUACAACUUU
Raphanus sativus (radish) is the source of this 1154-nucleotide messenger RNA. RefSeq names its product proliferating cell nuclear antigen 2. The record is from RefSeq and is a predicted model, not a curated record. Gene Ontology annotation, biological process: translesion synthesis; mismatch repair; regulation of DNA replication. Bases 152 to 943 code for a protein of 263 amino acids. Gene Ontology annotation, cellular component: PCNA complex. Gene Ontology annotation, molecular function: DNA binding; DNA polymerase processivity factor activity. Lineage: Eukaryota; Viridiplantae; Streptophyta; Magnoliopsida; Brassicales; Brassicaceae. The transcript is spliced from 4 exons.